AUGCCGAAACAUCAAGAGGAAGAGGAUGCAACUGAAGGCGAAUGCAGGAAACCGGAGAAGGAGAAAGACAGUCAAAGUAAGGAUAAGAAAGCAAAGGGUAUCAAAAUGAACCGGCUAGUUUUGCUGUUGGUUCUGUUUGUGCUCUACGUGUCACUCGGGGCUGCAGUUUUCAAUCUUCUAGAAGCUGGAGCUGAACUAGAAAGGAAGAAUGAACUGGAUGAUUUCGUGGAGCGGUUUUUGAACAAGAAUCCAUGUGUAAACAGAAGUGACCUCUACGACCUGCUGAAGAAAGCCGUCGUGGACAGCGAGAUUGUCAACUACGUCGUGGACAACAAGACGCACCUGGACAGGUGGGACUUCAGUGGUGCCUUUGGAUUCGUGGUUUCUGUGGUGACUACAAUAGGUUUUGGUAACAUGUCCCCGUUUACGAUGGAAGGCAAGGCGGUCUGUGUCCUGUACGCCCUGUUUGGGAUCCCUCUGACCCUACUGGUGCUGGGUGGUCUAGGCGAGACCAUGCUGAAAUUCAUCAAAAGGAUCAAGAAGUGUAGAAAUCCCAUGUGCCACCACACACCAAAGGUUAAUCGCACGCUAAACGUCUUCUACAUCACAAGUUUAGGCGUGAUUAUCAUCUUCGUCGCCCCGGCCGCCAUGUUUACCUACGUGGAGCAGUGGCACUUCAUGGAGUCCGUCUACUUCUGUUUCACAACACUCAGCACCAUAGGUUUCGGGGACUACGUUAUAGGUAUCCAUGAGACCAGGCUGACCAACAUUUACGCCCACGAGUUCUACGAGGUGAUCGCCUACGUGUGGAUCCUGCUGGGUCUGGCCUAUCUGUCGCUGGUGUAUCGCUACAUCACCGACAGUAUGGUGGCCAAGGCACAGGAAGUGGGUCGCUCCACUUUAAGGCGACUGGGGGUAG
This is a messenger RNA of Candidula unifasciata, 919 nucleotides long. The record is from the annotation of a GenBank genome assembly. NCBI's taxonomy places the organism in Eukaryota, Metazoa, Mollusca, Gastropoda, Stylommatophora, Geomitridae.